Nilaparvata lugens (brown planthopper) is the source of this 1976-nucleotide messenger RNA. RefSeq names its product homeobox protein 10-like. The transcript has 4 exons. Gene Ontology annotation, molecular function: DNA-binding transcription factor activity, RNA polymerase II-specific; DNA binding. Bases 75 to 1475 code for a protein of 466 amino acids. NCBI's taxonomy places the organism in Eukaryota, Metazoa, Arthropoda, Insecta, Hemiptera, Delphacidae. Gene Ontology annotation, biological process: regulation of DNA-templated transcription. The record is from RefSeq and is a predicted model, not a curated record.
AUACUUCCCUGGAGAAUUGUAAGAUAACUCUAUUACUAUCUAAUCCAAAAACAUGAUCAAUACCGCAUUUAGAAAUGAAGCUACCUGCUUACAUGAAACGUUUACAAUCUAAUCAAACAGAUAAUAAUAUGAGUCUGGGAGAUUACAACACAGGAGACGAUCAUGCUGAACUGGGAGUUCCAGGGUUCAGGAUCUUCGGGAGUUCCGAGGCUAGAAACCAUCCUGAGAGUUCGAACUACCUGUGCAGAGUUCAAGAGAGUUCUCCCGAGAGUUCUAGUUUCUCGUUGAGAGUCAGAGAGGAUUCUAAUUCACCGGUUGACCUCAUGUGUGUGGGGAACUCGAGAACUCGGGAGCUCGAGAUCUCGAGAACUCGGGAAUUUGAGAGUUCGAGAAAUAGGGAACUUGAGAACUCGAGGAAUCGGGAACUAGUGGAUUCCAGAACUCGGGAGAUUGAGAACUCGAGAACCCAAGAGUUUAAGACCUCGAGAACCCAGGAGUUUGAGACCUCGAGAACUCAGGAACUUGAGAACUCGAGACCUCGUGAACUUGAGAGCUCCAGAGCUCGAGAGUUCGAGAACUCCAGAACUGAGAUCUGCGAGUUCCGGGAACCGAUUUCGUUGUUAGAGAGAAAUAAGGACAGGGGAAGGAGGUGUUCCGAGAGCUCUGGGAGUUCUAGAAAGUUCUCGAUCGACAGCAUACUGGGGAGAAGAGAGAGGAACUCUCCUGAACCGGAGUUCAGCGAGGGUGCAGAGAGAAGGGAAACUAGUUCUUGUGGAGGUGGUACUUCUAUGUAUAAUACGGACGAUAAUCGGGUAUCACCUGCGGCUGGGGUUUCGUCUACAUAUUCUGAUGCAGGAAUCGAUUAUGCUGGUUUAUCGUAUUCAGCAUCCCUACUGUAUGGGGGUUGGUUUGCAGCGGCAGCUGCUUCUAAAAACUCUGCCCAAAUUUUCGGACUACAGGCUCCAAAACCGGUGGGUAGACGAUCUCGAAAGCCAGGAAUGGAUAGAAAGCCCAGACAAGCCUAUAGUGCGAAGCAACUGGAGAGACUGGAAGCUGAGUUCAAAUCGGACAAAUACCUAAGCGUGAGCAAGCGCAUGGAGCUCUCAAAAGCUUUGAACCUGACCGAAGUCCAGAUCAAAACUUGGUUCCAAAAUCGUCGCACAAAAUGGAAGAAACAGCUGGCUUCACGACUCAAAAUGGCGCACCGUCAGGGCACACCACUCUACUUUCCCCCUCAUCAGUACUCGGCGCUUUUCCAGCAAAGUAACCCCUACUAUAUGACGUCACCAUCUUUAAACUGUGUGACGUCACCAACCUUGAACUGUGUGACGUCACAGCCCUUGAACUGUGCGGCAUUUAGUGGUGAAGAUAACGGACCCUUGGACCCUUUACAAACGUCUAGGGCCCUUGCAAUACAGCCCAUGAUACCUGUGUCUCCAGAAUCUAGGGAUGAGAGUGAUACUUUGCAACUUUAGAUGUUUGGAUGAGAUAAGUCGUAUUUCCACAAUAAGAUACAGUAUCAUCUCAACUUGAUACACAACAUCAUAAUUUGGUACAGAACUUAAACUGAAAGAAAUUUGACAACAGUGCGGUGUUGUGGAAGGAUAGAGCUAUCUUCUUUGUUCAAUGACAAACUCAAAUUUGAUUAUCUGACUUGAAUUGUAUCUAUUUUACUGGUUAUAAAACUCUUUCGAAGUAUGAAUAUAAAGAAAAUAAAAAUCUCAGUACCCUUUUUUUGAAGGAUACUUCUUUCGAAGUACUAUAGCGAUCUAUUGAACUGGUUUCAAAGCUCUUUAUAUCGGUAUGAAACCAUAGAGAGAAGAUAGCACAAGUAGGUAUCCUAUGAUAUAGGGCGUUUGUGUCCCAAUUUUCACUCAAACCUAUAGUGUGGUCCACGUUAUAAUGGCAGUGGAGAAAGAUUGGAGAAAAACGUUGCCGAUCCUCAGUCUUAUCAAUGCCUUCUAUAGAAUGUAGCU